Aricia agestis (brown argus) is the source of this 1747-nucleotide messenger RNA. RefSeq lists its product as uncharacterized. NCBI's taxonomy places the organism in Eukaryota, Metazoa, Arthropoda, Insecta, Lepidoptera, Lycaenidae. The coding region runs from base 198 to 1517 and encodes 439 amino acids. The record is from RefSeq and is a predicted model, not a curated record. The transcript has 3 exons.
ACCGCCGCGAGCGCACGCCAGUCGCUACAUUUUAUAUAUUCACCAGUUACACGCGACCGCUAAUUAGUUUUGUAUGAAAUCAUUAGACUGGAAUAUGUCCUUUCGUGUGUAAGAGACCAUUGUUCGUCGGAUCAUGCUCUCCGCUGCCCUCGAAACGUGAGAAUAAGGUGGUUCGUGCGAUGGUGACGUAAGAUAAGAUGCUUUGGGCUCCGUGGUGGUGUCUCCUGGCGAUGGUGGUGCGAUGCACCACGCAGCGCGCCGAGCCGACAGCGUGCGACGACGACGCUUGUCGCUGCGAUUCCUUCACCAGGCUUAUAUGCCACUGCACCGAUGAUUACAAAGAGCUGACCCUCAGACCGGACGGGGCGUACCGAAUACCACCGACGGCCACGGCCAUUAUCAUCGACGGCUGCGACCGACUCAUCUUCCUCCCCGACACCGUCAGGAAUCUCAUACACCUGCGGCUCGUGGAGAUCCGCAACGUCAGCCAUGUCGUUGUAAACGAACGUUCCCUCGCCUGGAACCCCUUCUCUAGGGACAGCGAGACGAACCCUGGACUGCGGAUACUGAUACACAACAGCACAAUCAACGAGAUAUCAUCGUACGCGGUUCAAGGCCGCGUCGAUGACAUAGUUAUAAGUGAUAGUAGAAUUAACGUUCUAAGGCCAUUCGCAUUUUCUAGUCUUACCGGUGUGAAAACCAUAGAGCUCACUAAUAAUAUAUUCGAUAACAUAGAGAUACAGUCGUUCAAGAAGUUCACGACUAACAACUUCAUUCUGCGCGGGGGGCGGGCGAGCACUCUGCCCAGCCGGUUCCUAUCCGACGUGGAAGUGACCAACCUCUUCCGGGUCGAGGGUGUUUCUAUUAAGCAUCUAUCUAGUUUGACAUUUCUUGUCAGUUUACCAAAGAGAAUAUUAGUAGAGAGUAACUCGAUAGACACGUUGGACGGGGACGGCUUCCACAUGAGCGCCCGGGGCCCGAUCACGUUCAGGAAUAACACAGUGAUGACCGUCAGAAACGGUGCCUUCCUCGGUUUCACCGCCGACGUCGAGGUGGUCUCGCUGAUGGGGCGACAGGAACUGUUGAUAGACAACAACACUAUAACGACUCUCAGCCCGUCAUCGCUGACGUACAAUAAGACAUCAUUACUGCUUCGAUUGGACGGAUUGAAUUUGAACAUGACUUGCACGUGUCAGCUGGCGGACGAGUGGAGAGGUAUGUUGAGCGAGCAGGGUGGCAUUAUAAACUGCUGGUACGAGUUGGAAGGCCACUACGUCUCGAUCCCCACCUACUUAGAUACUAGAUGUGGUGCAUUUAAAAACACGUUUUGGAUAUUUGUCGUCGUGGGUGUUUUCGUAAUAGCGGUGGCAGCAGCGAUCGCAGUUUACUUCAUUUUGAGACGCGAAAACGAAAAGAAGAAGAAACUGCAAAUAGUGAUGCCGGACGGCAAAACGUACAGGGAGACAGAAUUCCACAUCGUGGUGGAAAGAGCUGAGCUUCUAACGACUGAUCUAUGAAGUGGACUUUCACAAUGAUCUCGCGCAUUGAGUGCUUAGUGAAGUGACUGUGAAGGCAAAGUAAAGACAGAACAUUUCGAGGGGGGGCCUUUAUAGGGUAUGCUACCUCAGUGACUAAAACUGUGCCAAGUUGUUAUGUUUCAGUAUUAUGCGAUAUAAAUGUUAUUGGUUAAGUUUGUAUUUAACUGUUCUCAAUCAACGACCUAUUUAAAAUAAAAGUACAAACAGUA